CCACAGCUGGACACCCUACGGGUUAGCUCAGUUCUGAAGCUACCGGCCCAAAAGACGGCCGUCCCCGACCCCCGCUUCCGACGCCUGCCUGGAGCCCACGUCGUCGCCCGCAGCCUGACCCCCCGCCACAGGGGGGUCCCCACGACGCGCCCAGGCUCGGCUCGUGUGCUUCCCGGCUCCGCGCUCAGGGCAACCCCCGUGUUCAGCGGCUCAUCUAGACUAUUGAGGACACCCCGAAGGACAGCGGGGGACAGCCGGGUGGAGAGACACGGGGGUCCGCGAGGGUCCCGAGAGAAGGAGCUGUGUCCCCGUGUAGUUGGGGUGUGCCGCCCUCCCCGUGGGGACGCCGGAACCCCGCGGGUUGUGGACUCUUGGGGCGGCUUCCUCGCGUUGCUGCGGCCCAGGAGGCGCUGCCUGCCCUCCUGGAGGACGAGCUUCCAAGCGCGGCUUGUCCUGGGGACCGGCCCCGGCCAGGAGCCGCCUCAUUGGGACAAGACGGUGCCGUCGCCCAUGACGCCGCGCGGGGGUGGGGGCUCCACGCCAGGAACCGGGCCAGGCGGACAGGCUCCAUGUCGCGUCACGGGUGACAAACCCCGGCGGAAAGUGUGGGGGGAGGUUGGGAGUCGCAAAAGGGAGCCUCUUUGGCCCGUCCGCAGACACCCUCAAGGCGACAGUCCCCGAAGGGGGUCCUGGGGUCGGAGGGCAGCACCCCUGCAGUCACUGAGGGCUGGGCCUCUGCGCGGGGCUCUGGGCUCUGCAGGACCGGCCUGCUCGGGUUGUGGAAACACAGAUGCACUGGAGCGCAGCGUGCGGCAGAGCCGCCGUGACGGCCCGAGCGGUGGCAGGCGUGGGGACCGGGACACUGCAGGCGUGGGGACCUGGGACGCUGCAGGCGUGGGGACCUGGGACGCUGCAGGCGUGGGGACCGGGACGCUGCAGGCCCAGACAAGAGCCAAGGACUGCAUGUUGUGGGUGUGGACGGGGCCGAGGGGCCGCCUCGGCCUGAGUACUUCUAGGUGCGAUCUUGAGGCUCCCGUAGGAGGUGACUUGUCCAAGUUUGCCCCGAUCGGCCGUCAGCAGAGACCUGACUGGAGGUUGGGUUCUGAAGCCUGUUGUGCACACCCACUGGCAAUACCGUCUGUGGAGUUCACACCUCUGUGAGCCAUGCUGCCCUCUUUACGGGUGUCAUCUCAAUUCUAGGGCUGCUUACCAGGGCGGCAGAGAAACGCAAGCACUAGCAGACAGGCAGUAAGAUUUAUUGCGAUCAAUUGGCUUUGGGGUGUAGCGGCUGCCUAGGAGUUCUGGGAACAAGGCGCGCUGUGGGGAGGGGAGGCCGAGGGGGGAGGCAGGAGCUCUCAGGCUCACGGUGACGCUGCCCUCCACUGGAGAACUUUUUCAGGGGACACUUCCAAGGGAUUCAAGCGGGCUUACCAGGUUGUCUAAGCCAUAGUCAUAAGAACAAGAAAACCAAAAGGCCCCUUAGUGUUUGAAAGUUGAACCUCGCUUUUCUAAAUAUCGAAUGGGUCAGAGGGAAUCGGAAUGAAAAUUCCCUACUUGGUCCACAUCAGGGCUUGCAGAGAAUGGUGCUGUGUCUGUGAAGAGCACGAGAAUAAAUCAGUCAGAGCUCUUUGUGCCCCCGCCCCACCUGGCAGGAUUGCCCUGUGGUCCCACCCAGCGGUCCUUUGUGGCCUUGAGCCUAGGGACUCAUUCUGGGACUCAGCUAUGGAAAUGUGGAAGCCGCACUCUAUACUUGCAGUUAUGAUCGUGCCACAGGUCCAAAAAUAACACAAUUUCAUGGUAAAAAAUGACGACACAAUAGCAGCUUCUUGAUCUUAAGUUUUUAGAAAUAUUGAUUCAGUAUGUUUUCUUCCAAAAAGAAAAAAAAAAAGAUGGACCCCAAUUAUUACAGAUCACUGAGCACGUGCUCUGGGCAGGCACCACAGUGAGUUGUUCAGGUAUUUCUCCCUUUUACACUUAUCUACGAUCUAGAUAUUAUUAGUCACAUUUUCUAGAUGGUUAGAUGGAAGCUCAGAAACAUGUAUAAGUCACACAUGAUUUUAUAAGUGCCAGAAACCAAAAUAGGGUCCCCAAAUGACUCUCAAUCCCUUGCUUAAUCCAUACCCGGUACUCCAUGUAUUUUCUUAUUUCUGCUCUGCCUGGUCCGGAAACAUAAGUACCAGGAUUUUCUGGUAUGGCAUACCAGAAUGAGUUCUGCCCACCUUUUCUACUGCUGGUGACUGUGACCAUCAAGAUGAUUGUCUGGGUAGAAGAUCUUACAAUAAGUUACUCAAAGAACCCUAGGAAUAGAAACAAAUGAUUUUUCUGAUGUUAAAGUCACUGAGAGGAAACAUCUUUUUUAAUUGAUUCAUGUUCUAGUAUCUUUGCUGUGUGCUGUUAAGACAGGUCUGAAAUAUAAUAGUAUUUAAAAGUAGUUAAGACCAUUUCCAUAACAUGAGCAAAUGCUAAUAGUAAAUGUUGCUAAAAGGUAACCAUAGCUACUACUUAUUUCCUAACCUUUGUAGUCUUUAUAUGUCAGCUAUGAUUUAUAUUAGUCAAAAUUUGCAGGGCCGGCUGAGUGGCACGUUGGUUAAGAGCUGGCUUGGGACUCCAGCUCUGAGCAGCAGGGCCCCAG
Molecule: messenger RNA, 2632 nt
Organism: Hipposideros armiger (great roundleaf bat)
Lineage: Eukaryota; Metazoa; Chordata; Mammalia; Chiroptera; Hipposideridae
Exons: 2
Coding region: 511-1161 (216 amino acids)
Source: RefSeq, a predicted model, not a curated record